Molecule: messenger RNA, 8370 nt
Organism: Cydia strobilella
Lineage: Eukaryota; Metazoa; Arthropoda; Insecta; Lepidoptera; Tortricidae
Gene: dsh
Product: segment polarity protein dishevelled
Exons: 9
Coding region: 115-2016 (633 amino acids)
Biological process (GO): intracellular signal transduction; Wnt signaling pathway
Molecular function (GO): frizzled binding
Source: RefSeq, a predicted model, not a curated record
CGAUGACAGCGCUACGGCAAAAGUCUGAACUAGUUUAUCGCCAUAUUUUGUGAUGGCGACUGAUAUUUAUAGAUCGUAAGGGUGUUGUUUUUUAUCAAUAAUAAAUGCUCUAAAAUGGAGGAAACAAAAGUUAUUUACUACAUAGACGACGAGGAGACGCCGUAUUUAGUAAAAAUCCCCAUAUCCCCGGAGAAAGUGACGUUAGUAGACUUCAAGAACCAGUUGAAUAGGCCGAACUACAAAUUUUUCUUCAAAUCUAUGGACGAUGAUUUCGGUGUUGUUAAAGAAGAAAUUGUUGAUGACAACGCUCAUCUGCCGUGUUUUAACGGUCGUGUUGUGUCGUGGCUGGUGUCUGCGGAGGGCUCUAACCCGUCCGAUGGUGCAUCCCAGUGCACCGACAGCAAUGCAGGCAAAGCGAAGACGGCCGCCCACGGGGCUCCGUCGGCGCCUCUCACACGGGACACCUGCACGGAUACGGACAGUACGAUAAGCUCCCGCCCCGGCCACAGAGCGUCCUGCGACAAAUACAAAUAUAGAGGCUUGAGAAUAAAUGGUCAUUCCAAGUAUGGCAACCAUGGGUUGGAAUACGAGACUGCUUCUGUCCUUAGCUCUGACCUGGACUCCACGAGUCUCUUCGAUAGCCAAUCAGAGAUCACCACAACGACCGGGAGACACACAAAUGCCUCAGUAGACAGAGCACUAACUGAAUGCAGCAGUGUAUCUCAUUUACAAGUCAGUAACAGGAAAAGACCUCAGCGGAGACGAAAGCGACCACAAGUGAUGUCUAGAACCUCUUCCUACUCCUCUAUUACGGACUCUACAAUGUCCAUGCACAUUAUAACGGUGACAUUAAACAUGGAUACAGUGAAUUUUCUUGGUAUCUCGAUAGUGGGACAGUCAAAUAAGGGUGGAGAUGGUGGUAUCUAUGUUGGGAGUAUUAUGAAAGGAGGUGCGGUGGCCCUGGAUGGAAGAAUAGAGCCUGGAGACAUGAUACUGCAGGUAAACGAUGUCAACUUUGAAGACAUGACUAAUGAUGAAGCGGUGCGGGUGCUGAGGGAGGUGGUGCAGAAGCCGGGGCCCAUCAAACUGGUGGUAGCCAAAUGCUGGGACCCCAACCCCAAGGGGUACUUCACCAUACCAAGGACCGAGCCCGUCAGGCCUAUCGACCCUGGUGCCUGGGUCGCACACACACAAGCGCUCCGCGAAGCGUACCCGCCGCCGCCGCCGUCGCUGUCGGCCCUCCCCGUGUCGUCUGUGUCGGAGCGCGGCGCGUCGGACGCCAGCACGCUGCCGGCGGGCGGCCUGGAGCCCCAGCUGUCCGUCAGCUGCGACAUGGCGGUGGUGGUGCGGGCCAUGCUGCGGCCGGACUCCGGAUUGGAAAUCCGCGACCGUAUGUGGCUCAAGAUCACCAUACCGAACGCGUUCAUCGGAGCCGAUGUCGUCGACUGGAUACUUCAACACGUGGCCGGUAUAGCGGACCGACGUGACGCAAGGAAAUACGCCUCACAUAUGUUGAAGGCGGGGUUCAUUCGGCACACAGUGAACAAGAUCACAUUCUCAGAGCAAUGCUAUUAUGUUGGAGGCGAGCUGUGCUGCGACAUGGCGGCGUUGAGACUGCGCGCCCCUGACGCUGACAGCUUAGCCAGCGACACUUUAGCGCCUCUACCCAACCCGCAUAUGAUGGGGCCGGGCUACAUGCCGUACGCUGGUUCGUACGGAUACCAACCGAUUCCUUUCAAAUACACGUCGUGUGUCACCAGCGAACACACCAUAUAUGGGUACAACCGCGAGGAGAGCGUGCUGUCGGGCAGCGGGGGCUCCAGCGCCGGCUCCGACCACCUCACCGCCAAGGAACACACCGGCACGCGAGAGAACGAGGCCAAGUCGGCAUCCUCCGGCUCCGGGGCUUCCGUGGCGGCCGACGGCGGCGGGGGAGCGGGACAGGGAGGUCGCCGCUCCCACUCGCACUCCAGCGGCUCCGAGAGGGCGCAGGACCGACCCGUGCUCUUCCUAUAACGGACUGAGCUCUGAACGCUGCCAAAUAUAAUUAGGACGUUGCGCCUGCGCAGUACGUAAGUGUCACCAUCAUGGCAAUAAUAUUUAACAAUUGUAAUAGUGAAACCGGUAGGCCGGUGUCGACGUUUCAAAUGGGAUAUCUAAUUUUGAGUUUAAAAUCGAACUUGUUAUACAAAAACUUAAGUAGAGCCCCUCUUGCUGCCCAUGCUGGGUUGUGUGAAUGGAUGUCUGUCCCUAUGUAUGCUUAGAUCUUUGAAACUACGCAACGGAUUUUGAUGCGGUUUUUUUUUAAAUAAAUAGAGUGAUUCAAGAGGAAGUUUUAUAUGUAUAAUACAUCAGAAUUGCACUCGUGCGAAGCCGGGGCGGGUCGCUAGUAAUAAAUAAUUUAAAAUAUAUAAUGUCUAUGCCACUACUACAUACAAGAGGGACUUUACUUCUUUUUUACGUAUAAUAUAUUUUAUUGUAAAGGCCUGUCCAGAUAGUUUAACAUUUUUACGUAUAUUUUUGGGGCUAAAUUCGUAAAGCAUUCAGAUAGGCUUAAGAUGUAGAAGAAAAUUUAAAUAAAUUACAAAAUUUCGACAGCAAAUAUGCUGAAAUGAAUGUGCUUUCAGUACUUUUUCAGUCAUAUGGACACCAACUAAACGCAAAUUUUGAGUUACUUAGGGUAAAUCGUCAAUUAUUGACCACCGGUUAAUAACUGGCCACCCUAAACUAAAAAUGAAUUCUUAGUCUAGUAUAAGGUUUCAAUAACUAGCCACCUUACUAAAAUGAAUUCUGUUUAUAGGUGAAUAGAAUUCAUUUUUAAGUUUACGGUGGCCAGUUAUUAAAAAGUGGCCAUUGACGAAUUACCUUGAAAAUUAUCCCCAAAAAUGUUCAUACAUAUUUUAAAUCAAAUCAGAAUCAAGUAUUUUAUUCGUGAUUGAUUUUUGAAUGUUUGAUUCAUGUCGUGGUGUUUGAUUCGUGUUUCAAGACGAAAUAAACAAAUAUAGGUAUAAAUAAAUAAAGCUCAUCAAGUACUCUCAUUUUUAGGGUUCCGUAUCCAAAGGGUAAAAACGGGACCCUAUUACUAAGACUCCGCUGUCCGUCUGUCCGUCUGUCUGUCACCAGGCUGUAUCUCACGAACGGUAAUAGCUAGACAGUUGAAAUUUUCACAGAUGAUGUAUUUCUGUUGCCGCUAUAACAACAAAUACUAAAAAGUACGUAACCCUCGGUGGGCGAGUCCGACUCGCACUUGGCCGGUUUUUAAUGUUAUUUUUAAUUUGGACAGUGCUAAAAUACAUAAUUCAUUUGAAACCCAAAUAUUCUCAUGGCAUAAGUUAAUGUUAACCGUUAAGGAGUAAUACAGGUUCUGUAUAUAGCGUGUAGUGUACGCGUAGGUAAGGCUAGACCGUUUUCGAUGUGGUUCCAAUGUUCUAUUGGAUUUGGACAUAGAGUAACUUAUACUAGAGCGGUACUGUCAUAGUAAAUUUUGUAACCCCAGUAAAUUCACUGCCAUCUGUCGACACACUUUAAAAAUAAAAAUGAAGAUUUAUAAAAAUACGAUAGAAUGUAUUUAAAUAUAGAUAAAUGAUUUUUUUUAUUUGCAUUAAUUAUUUUUAUGAUUUUGACCAAUGUCCUUUCACUGAUAUGCGUUAAAAUUGUUAAAUAACAAACGAAACCGUCAACGCCAUCUACACGACUGUAGGCCAAAACUAGUAGCGCCCUCUGAACGAGAAUCAAAUUUUCUUGAUUUUCGAGGCACGUUUUUUCCUUAGACUGUAUCCAUCUAUUACGGAGUUAUAUCUAUCUUUGAUUUGGAUAAGGAAAUACGUUAAGAAAUACAAAAAAAAAAUUGACAUAAAAAAAUAGUAAGAAUUGCCAAUUUGUGGUAUUUUCUAUAAAAAGGGACUUAUUGGUGUAUUAGGCCUAAAAUAAAUGACAAUUUAAUUUAGUCAUAGAAAAUGCCCCAUUUAGUCGGUCAACUUUUUGAAGUACUAAGUAUGUAUUAGGAAACAACAAAAAACUAUUUUAUGAAAAUAAUUUAAUUUAUGUUAUUUGUAGUAAACAAAUAAUAAACUGAUAUAAGUAGAUAUCAUAAACCACCAGUGCCCAGGGCUGGAAUCGAACCAGCGUCAGAUUUGUAUGGAAAAGCGACCGUCCCCUUACCAAUUUAUUUAUAUUUUAUUUAUUAAUUUAAACUUUAUUGCACAAGCAAAGAAAAAUUUACAAAUGGCGGACUUAAUGCCAAAAGGCAUUCUCUACCAGUCAACCAUUAGGUCAAACAGAGAUAUAAAUGUUGGUGCAGGAUAGAUUCAUGAAAUAUAACGAGAAAUAGAACCAAAAAAAAGUCAAAUAUUAUGUAUAUAUAUAUAUAUAAACAUAAUAAAGUAAACUAACAAAAUUAUGAUUAAAUACUAAUACUUAUAUGAUAUACAAAAGAUAAACUAAUACAUAUUAGUACAUACGAGAUGGAGAACAUUAUUUAAAUUGUUCUGACAGAAGAUGCUUGCGGAGUAGACGUUUAAAAACGGGUUUGCUUGGGGCUUGUCGAAUCGAGAGAGGGAGGGAAUUCCAGAGACGGGUUGCCUCAACGACUGAAGAGUUGGACAUAAAACCAGUACGGUGAGAAGGGAUGGAGAGUUUGAGAGAGCUCCCGCUCCACGCAGUUCACAGUCUGGACGGGGGGCGACAAAAGUGAAUUUACAUUUAAGAUAUCCUGGUGUAGAAGGCUCGAACAAGAUGGAAAAUAAUAUACUCAGGAUACUCGGGGACCUACGCCGACGGAUGGAAAGCCAGUUGAGCUGACGUCGAUAGAAAGAAACAUGGUCGUAUUUGCGAAUGCCGAAAAUAAAACGUAUGCCAUUAUUAAUGAGACGGUCAAGUUUAUUGAGGUACUCCUUAAUAAACUUGACCAUCUUAUAAUAUAGGGACCGUGCGCGUUGGAGGGUCUACCAUCUUGUGGCCUGAAUCGGAACCAUAAACAUGUACGUCAUAUGUACACUGACAUUUCACGCCAAAGCAAGUGCUGCCAUCUUGUGGGCUACUUUGGAAGCAUAAACUACACAUUUACGCCUCGCGCCAAAAAAUCUGACGUCUCCUGUGCUGCCCCCUACAGUUUAUGCACGCUCCCUAUAACAUUCGCAGUCCAAAUUCAAUAGAACUAGUAACUGUUAAAUUUACUCUUGACAGAUGUUAAAUUUGACAGUAUUCGAAAUAAGAAUAAUCCCAAAAUCUUUCCAAUAUUAUAAAAUUCGUAUUUAAUGUGUAGAUAUAAAUGAAUCAUAUAUUUUUCCUUUUUUUUAUGUUUAAUUAUGGAAUUGAGUAGCAUGUGCCAUUGACAUUUAAUUAUUUUCAUUAAUUUUUUAAUAUUUUGAUAUCGUUUACAAAUUUAUUUUGAAAAGUGUUUAAACGUUUCUACCUAAGAGUGUUGCUGCGGAUUCCUAGGUUUUUUCAUAUGCGUACUAUUAUUAUUUAUAAAUAAAAAAUGUGUUUAUAAAAGGUGGGUACUUUUUACUCAUACUGACACGGACCCGCCGGUCCAUAUACACUCAUGGACAAAUUUAAACGAACGCAAAAAAAAGUUUAAUUACUAAUUUUGAAAUUACUUUACGUGCUGUAAUCCAGUAAUAGGGGAUAUUACUGCAAUUUUCUGCCACCAGAGUGCAGCACUAGCCUUUUUAGUAAACCAUACCAUAGAGUAACUUAUACCUUUGACAGGGUUUUGACAAGUUUUCAGAGAUAAUAAAAUAUGAUAUUGACGCAUCAAGGCGGUUUGCUUACAGAGGACCUACCGGGAAACGCGAAUCCGAAAUUUCGCUAUCUGCCUCUUUAUCGCUCGAAUAUGCAAGCGUGACACAGAUGUUAGAUAAAGAAAUUUUCUUGUUUCACGAUAGACCCUCAGAUUGUGGUAGUGGCGCCACCUACGCAGAGUUUCGCGAUUCCCUAUUAAACAAGGCGGUUUGUUUACAGAGGACCUACCGGGAAACGCGAAUCCGAAAUUACGCUAUCUGCCUCUUUAUCGCUCGAAUAUGCAAGCGUGACAGAGAUGUUAGAUAAAGAAACUUUCUUGUUUCACGAUAGACCCUCAGAUUGUGGUAGUGGCGCCACCUACGCAGAGUUUCGCGAUUCCCUAUUAAACAUUAACCUCUUAAGUUUGUCCGUGAGUAUAUCAAAGUCCCCUAGAAUUGAACACCUCUGUAACACAGUUGUACAAUAAAGAUAUAUCUUAUCUUAUCUUAUUGUUUUUUAAAUUGCUAUCCAUUCUAAUGACGUUUUCAUUAUUAAAAUGAUGACAUAGUCCUAACCUUUUAAAUCAUUAAAAUUACGAUUAAGUUUGACCGCCAUGUAUGAUAUAGUAUUAGGAAUAUAUUUGUAACUAUUAUUUAACAUAGUAGUAACACGUGGUAUUAUGUUUGCGUUCGUAGUUGUCGACUCAACGAGGGUUCCGUACAGGUUGGCCAAAAAAUAUGUCCAUUCCCGUUGCCAGGGAGAUUUUGGGAUUAUACUGAGCAACUUUUACUAUGGGACCAACCCCGAAAUAGCGAAAAAAAAUUUGUCUGUUUCAUACAUUUUGGCUGGUCCAUUUUCUAUGAGAGGGUAAUUUUUGCGAUUUCGUGGUUGGUCCCAUAGUAAAAGUUGCUCAGUAUAAUCCCAAAAUCUCGCUGACAACGGGAAUGCACAUAUUUUUUGGCCACCCUGUAUACUAUUUUUUUGGUUGGUAGAAGACAAAGAAAUUAGCUUUAAGCGUUUAACAGCAACGAACGUAAGAAAGUAAUAUCACAGUAGCGAUCAUAUCGGUGUUUUAACGUACUGUCAUUUAUGUAAUACAAUGACCAUUGUAAUAUUUGCGAUGUAAUAUUGCACUCAUUAUGAAGGGUACACGGAAAGAACAUGUCUAGUCACUUUUUUCGGAAAAUGAGAUUUUCAUUUCAAAUCAAAUCAAAUCACUUUAUUGCCAAAACAUGAUAGUACAAAAAAUAGCAAUACAACAAUACAAUACAAAAGUUCUAGUUUAAGUAUAGUGUUAACUUAUUCUAGGCAAUGAGGAUAUAAUAAGAUAGAGCGGUACUGUCAUAGUAAAUUUUGUAACCACAGUAAACUCACUGCCAUCUGUCGACACACUUUAAAACUAAAAAUAAAUAUUUAUAAAAAUACGAUAAAAUGUAUUUAAAUAUGGAUAAAUGAUUUUUUUAUUUGCAUUAAUUAUUUUUAUGAUUUUGACCCAUGUUCUUUCACUGAUAUGCGUUAAAAUUGUUAAAUAACAAACGAAACCGUCAACGCCAUCUAUACGACAGUAGGCCAAAGCUAGUAGCGCCCUCUGAACGAGAAUAAAAUUUUCUAGAUUUUCGAGGCACGUUUUUUCCUUAGACUGUAACCAUCUAUUACGGACUUAUAUCUAUCUUUGGUUAUGUCUUUUGCUACCACUGUAUAAUAUAUGUAACACAACUUUUUUUUAGUUAAAAAUGACCUGAUCACGGAAUUACCAUACAUUAAUAAUAAUAAUAAUAUUCUUUAUUGUGCACAAUGAAACAUGAUUAAAUACAGCAAAUUAACAUAAAAAACUAAGCAGCAACAGGCGGUCUUAUCGCUUAAAAGCGAUCUCUUCCAGACAACCUUUUUACAUUUUGACAUGGUUCCAAAUUUUAAAACCGCGAUUACUCAAAAUGUUACUAAAGUGACUGAACAUGUUCUUUCCGUGUACCCUUCAUAUUUUAACACGUACCAUCGGGCACACUGUUAAAUAACAGUUCGUUAACCUUAUUAUAAAAGGCAUAAAGUCCACCAACGGACAGUUAAGACUUUUUAAUAACAAAACUUCCGUGAGACACAGACAUAUUAAAUAUAUUAAUAACGGGUCACUCACGUGUUUUAAGUCGAAAACGCUCGACAUGUUUCACUCCGUACCGAGGGGCGUCAUCAGCGUUAUUAAUAUAUUUAAUAUGACAGUUAAGACUGUUUGUACAAUAUUACUGUGAGAAAUUAAUAUGUGACGUUUUCAAUCAAAAGGUACCACGACACGGGGUUAACCGGUUAAAUUGUUAGCCCAGUGUCAAAUUGUACUGGUAACCAUGGUAAUUCCAGGUUUAAACCGGUUAACCCCGGGUUAGUGGAUGGUGCAAGUGGCACUAAGUAAGGGUAGAAAACAUAUAUAUUGGAGACAUAAAUGUGUAAUAUUACGAAUGAUUUGUCAAAUGUGAUGUGAUUUUCGUUUCAUACAGAAUACCCUUGAGUGUUGUGGUGUAUGUGGUAACUGUUUUUUUUUAAAUACAGGGUGCCAUGACCUUGGCAUCUAAAUUUAAUGUAGAGUUACUUCUCUGGAAGAUGUUAAUUAUUUUUUCGAAUUUAUUUUUUAACAUGUCGCGCGAGUGACUAAAA